CAAGAAAGAAUGAAGAAAUAAACAAACAGUUCGCCAAGAAAAGGUUUCUUAUCAAAUUCUUUAAUUAAUUGGCACAUUUACGUAACUUUACUGCCCUCGGAAGAUGGUGUUCAACUUGAUUCUCAUUACGGGCGUUCCCGGUGUGGGAAAAACGACAAUUUUCCGGAAGAUUGCAGAUGACCUGCAGGGAAUGAAGGUGCCCAUAAUGGGCUUCUACACGGAAGAAGUACGCAAUGGCCUUGGGGGACGUGUGGGAUUUGAUUUGGUGACCUUUGACGGGCAACGCGGGAUUCUUGCCCGGCCGAGUAAAACCUCUGCCCUGGCCUCCUUUAAGCGCCUUCACAAGCUAAGCAGAUACAGUGUUGACAUUGAGAGCCUUGACCAGAUUGCCCUGCCUAUUCUAUCAAGCAAUAACAUCGACCCCCUGCUGAUGAUUGAUGAAAUUGGCAAAAUGGAACUCUUCAGCACACAAUUUCAGGAUAGAAUUAUCAAAAUCACUGAAGAUCUCCGUCUGGGACGACGCUGCAUGAUUGCCACAAUCCCCAUAACAUCGCGUCAUUCCAACAACAUCAUCGAGAACCUCCGGAAGAUCGAUGAUUGUGCUGUGUUUGAAAUAACAAAAGCAAAUAGGAAUAGCAUCUAUCCGGAAAUAAUGUCCGCCGUCCGUCGAAUGUUGGGCAUUUAAACACUUCCUGUUCGUCUUUUUUUUAACAGACUUCCUCAGGAAUUGUUUAUUUAUUUAUUCCCUCGGGGAAGCAUUCCAGUUUGUCUUUCAUUCUCUCUCUCUCACACCAUGCCAUUGACGGCUGGUACUUUGCUGGGCUCUCUAAUGGAUCUCUUCCGUACACGCUUUGGCACUUUUUCGGAUUCCAUCUCACUGAAGAGGUCCUCCUUGCUGCGCCAGAACAUCUCCUGCCGUUGCACAAGUUCCGGAUAUUUACUCUCAAAGCGCACAUCCGGCAUUAGGGGUAGUUCCCAUCCGCGCGAUGACACCUGCGCCACAGACAUGAGGAUUUCCUUCACCUCCUCCGGGGGAAGUUGAAUAACCACCCCAAUCUUCUGCCUAUCCACAAAGUUCCGCCGCACGAGCUGGUAGAGCUGCAAAGAAA
This is a messenger RNA of Lutzomyia longipalpis, 1109 nucleotides long. RefSeq names its product cancer-related nucleoside-triphosphatase. Lineage: Eukaryota; Metazoa; Arthropoda; Insecta; Diptera; Psychodidae. Bases 104 to 685 code for a protein of 193 amino acids. The transcript has 2 exons. The record is from RefSeq and is a predicted model, not a curated record. Gene Ontology annotation, molecular function: ATP hydrolysis activity.